Messenger RNA from Drosophila gunungcola (fruit fly), 1495 nucleotides. RefSeq lists its product as uncharacterized. NCBI's taxonomy places the organism in Eukaryota, Metazoa, Arthropoda, Insecta, Diptera, Drosophilidae. The transcript has 2 exons. The record is from RefSeq and is a predicted model, not a curated record. Bases 32 to 1285 code for a protein of 417 amino acids. Gene Ontology annotation, molecular function: RNA-DNA hybrid ribonuclease activity; nucleic acid binding.
CGGGCCUCAGAUAAUACGAUGGCUAUACUUAAUGAUCGUGAGACCAAUCCUCACGUACGGAGCACUUGCAUGGGGCAAACGAGCUAAGCUCAUCAGCAUGCAAAACCAGCUAGGAAAACUACAAAGACUUGCCUGCGUAUGCAUGACAGGGGCAAUGAGAACCUGUCCUACAGCUGCCUUAGAAGUUUUGAUGGAGCUAACACCACUCCACUAUGUGAUUGAUAUCCAACGCAAAGCUACACUCCUGAGAAUAAGCACUGAGGGCACAGGUAGUGGUUGCAUUCUAAAUAGCAGGGAUGCGACUAAUUUGUUAGGUGAGGUGCCCCUAAUACUCCACCCUAGGGAUGAAAUGACAGCCGAACUAAUCUUCGAGCAGAACUUCACAGCACACCUAGGCAAUAAGAAAGAUUGGACCACACUGUCUGAAGUGCAUCCGAUGGCUAAACACACCAUUGCAUGGUACACAGAUGGAUCCCUGACACAACAAGGCACGGGCCUUGGAGUGGUAGGGCCUCGCAUAAAAUACCACGAAUCCCUUGGCCAAUACACCAGCAUAUUCCAGGCUGAGGUAUGUGCCAUUGGACGUUGUGCAGAGCUCAACAUACAGCGUGGAUACAAGGAAAAGGACAUAUCGAUCCUUUCGGACAGCCGAGCAGCAAUUACUGCUUUACAUAGCAACAAAAUCACCUCAAAGCUAGUCCUAGAGGUGAAGAGUAAGCUAAAUAUACUGGGCAGCCGAAACAGGCUGGCCCUCAGAUGGAUUCCGGGACAUAAGGAUAUAUCCGGAAAUGAACUUGCCGACAAAAUGGCAAAACUAGGAGCCGAACAGCCCCUGGUAGGCCCAGAGCCCUACUGUGGCAUAGGGAGGCACACUAUAAAAGAAUACCUUAGGAAAGCGGAAGGCGCCAUGAGACAAGAACACUGGAGAAAUACCCCAGGUCUAAGGCAAGCCAAAACUCAAAUAAAUAACUAUAACAAGAAGAGGUUCAAGGAACUUAUUCAACUGGGGAAAAACUCACUUAGGAUCGUUACCGGAUUACUAACCGGGCACUGUAGACUGAAAAGUCACCUAGGUAAGAUGGGAAUAACCAGCAGUGGAACUUGCAGAUUCUGCGACAUAGAGGACGAAACCUCUAGACACAUCAUUGCAGACUGUCCGGCGUUAGCAAGCAUAAGAUGUAAAAUCUUAGGAACCAGAACUCUUACACCUGAGCUCCUAGUAAGAAUCAACCCACUAAAGCUCCUCGACUUUAUUCGAGGAAGUGGGUUGAUAUCUGAGCUGUAGGCUCUGAAUGGGGGUACAAUAGAUCUUAUAGGUCGCGGUACACUGACACCCCGAUAUUAAUAAUAAUAAUAAUCAACGCUCGUUGUUGCUGUUAUCGGACCACAGACAUCAGAAUGAAUAACAUAAAGAGGUCUAUUUAUAUGCUCUUUAAUUUUAUAUUUAGAAAAUCGUAAUCUGGCUUGCUUUCCAUUUAAACAAGCUUCGCAUAUA